UGACACAAAUCCUUGCAAGAUCGCGAGCGGUCUGCGCCGGCGCUGGUUGUUAGUAAAGACUUUACUACGCGCCGAGACACGCGUUGUUGCUCGUUUAUAAGACUACGACGCGGAUGCAUUUCGUUUGUUAAAUGUGUAAAUAUGUGUUAUAUAUAGUGCAAACGUGCGAAAUUAGUAAUGUAUAUGUAGAUUUUAGAGUUAAGUCUCGAUGACAACGCAACCUUGUCACAGCCAAUGGAAUCAGGAAACUUGCUGACUUAAAGUAAUGUUACGCAAACGUUAACUGGACCAAACACCGCGAGUGACUAGAACCAUGGAGCAAUACCUACUGGCCGUGGCGGGUCUCUUGUCAUUUGUGAUUACAGGAGUCUCAUCGCUACAGUGUUACCAGUGCCUGAUCAAUCCACCCCUCGGCCAAUACUACAACACAACGAAGAACCUCUGCGUUCACUUCGACUACACCGAAAGGUUUAUAGUCGAGUGUCCAUUUUCUACUAUGUGUAUGAAACAGGAAUUUCACCUCGACAUUCAGAAUGGCGUGAGAAUUACUGGCGUACUACUAGACUGUGCGCCUCAGAAGAACGAAUACCACGAUUUCAAGAACGGUAGGUGGUCGCCCAAAAUGGAAAUUUUAGAGCCUUACGAAGAAGGCUGCUCAGAAGUAGAUGACAAGGGAGAAAGAACAACUCCUACUAAAUACUGUUACUGUCGGAAAAACCUGUGCAACUCAUCGCCCAGUUCGAACCACGAAGGCUACACUGACAUCAUGGGUGUGAUAAUGGUGUUUAACCUCAUGAAAUAUAUUAACAGCCUUAGAUAGUAUUUGUACAUAAAUUACCAGUAUUAGGAGAUUUUGUAGAAUUAGAAUAAUUUAUUUCGCCAUGAGUAUGUGUAUAGUUAGCAUCGUUAUAAUUGUAUUGGAAAACAAUGAAACCUGAAAUAUUGUAGCAAUUCAAUAACGGCCAAAUCAAAUACGUUCACGUUGAAUUUGGGAGAGCUGUAGAAGGAAGUGUCCAAAACAAUGUAAAUAUUAAAAAUUCUUAUAGGUGGCUACGAUUUUUUUCGUUUUUCCCUAUAGUCAAAAAUUAUCGAUUUUUCGAAACAAAACAAAUGGUCUCUCUCCCAACCCAACCAUAGCAAGAUUCAAGAAAUUUUACUAGAUAGUUCAAAACUACACCCAAACCCAAACUUUCAUCAAAUGAAUGAUCUGAUUUGAUUUGAAAUGUCAUUUAGGACAAAAAUUCGUUUACUCCAUAAAAUAUUCUAGCUAAGUAACAAGUAAGUUUAAAAUCUAGACGCUCCAGAUGAAAAAAUGUAAAAAAAAAUCUGUUUUAGCUGGAGGAACUUGUUAUUGUUGUAGAAUAUUUUUUCGAUUCUUUCGAAAGCUUUACUGAUCGUUACGCCGUAGCCAGCGGUGCACAGACGUGGUCGCGAUAUUUGGCUGCAAGUUUUGUAAAGUAUGUUACCAGUUCUUGGAUUGCGUAGCUCUUGAUGCAAUCAUUGUUACCGCUGCAAAUGCUGUUUUCGGAUAAAUUUAUUGUAUUGUUGUUAACGCUCUGAAU
Messenger RNA from Maniola jurtina (meadow brown), 1562 nucleotides. RefSeq lists its product as uncharacterized. The record is from RefSeq and is a predicted model, not a curated record. Lineage: Eukaryota; Metazoa; Arthropoda; Insecta; Lepidoptera; Nymphalidae. Bases 314 to 820 code for a protein of 168 amino acids. The transcript is spliced from 5 exons. Gene Ontology annotation, biological process: sleep; regulation of synaptic transmission, cholinergic; positive regulation of voltage-gated potassium channel activity.